Molecule: messenger RNA, 8190 nt
Organism: Oreochromis aureus
Lineage: Eukaryota; Metazoa; Chordata; Actinopteri; Cichliformes; Cichlidae
Gene: lurap1
Product: leucine rich adaptor protein 1
Exons: 2
Coding region: 482-1585 (367 amino acids)
Biological process (GO): positive regulation of cytokine production; positive regulation of canonical NF-kappaB signal transduction
Source: RefSeq, a predicted model, not a curated record
GUCAUCAUGCAGGUGGAAUCUGCGCAGUGUGGCUCAGCGUACAGAUCCCAAACACCAGCCUCACCGAGCUGCAGCUCAGGACUCGGGACUCCGGAGAGCAGACUGCAUUUACAGCUGUAAAGGAACCAAUCAAGGAGGAGAAAGCAACAAAUUGGAUUUUUUUUCUCCGCUUUCACUUGAUGACCAUCAGCAGUUCAGAUACAGAGGCUUCAUUUAAUUUAACACAACAUGAUGACAGAGUUAAAAUAGCCCACAAAUCGAGGAUUUCUCUCUGUAUCAUAUUGCUGGAAUAAGCUCAUACUGCUGUGUUGAUACUGUCAAACAGUUUUCCUUCCCUGGCGCAGUCCAACUCAGCAGCAGUCGCAUAGGAUGCCAUACAAGCCUAUAGGAAGUGACUCUCGCAGCUUGACAGGGAACAAUCUCCGAGAAACCCGAAGGACGUAAUAUUUGUCCUGCGGAUCUUAUCGGUGUAAAAACACUCAUGGCGAUGGACGAGGGUACUGUCAGUGAGAGCAUCCCAGACCUCAAAGACAUAGAGGCGAAAAUCGGCCGGAAGACCCCCGAGGGUUUGCUCAGGUGGAUGCGGGAAGAGUCGUCCUCUCUCCGGGCAGACGCCAAGCUGGCCCUCGCGCACGACACCGGUAAAGAGACCGGGAUGAAGAGUUUGGAUGAAAAGAUAAGAAAACUGAAGAUGGAGAUGGCUCACUUGCGCUCGGUGGACGUUAAGAUCCUGCAACAGCUGCUGGCGGUGCACGAGGGCAUCGAAGCAGUGAAAUGGCUGUUUGAGGAGCGCAGCACGCUGACCAGCCGCUGCAGCAGCCUCACCAGCAGCCAGUACAGCCUGGGGGAGGGACCUGACACCUCUUGGAGAGGCUCCUGGAGCAGCUUGCAGGACCCCAAUGACAAGUUAGACAACAUCUCCAUUGGCAGCUACCUGGACACGCUGGCAGACGACAUGGAUGAGUACUGCCCUUCCAGCUCCGAAUCCGUCAUCUGCUCCACCACACCUCUGGUUUCGGAGGCUACUGCUGGGGGCCGCAUGGCGGGAGGCUCCGUGGCCACAGUCACUGCAGCGGUGUCAGGGCCCGUGUUAGGGCUGAAGUCUGCGUCUAGUGCUGUGGGAAGUGAGAAUGGUACUGGGGUUGGAAAUAUUCCAGAAGUGAAAGGUGGACCCGGGAAUGGGGUUACCAGUGUUGCCAUUGGGAAGGGAACUGGAGGAACUGAAAGUGGGAAGCCAGCAGCUCCAGUCAGCUCUCCACAAGCCAAGUCUGAGGGCCUCAAGCAAGGUGCUCCCAUCUGGACCAAGACUGCAGAGACGGAUAAGGGAAGCCCCAUUUUCAAGGUCAGUACCCCGGCGCAAGGCAUUAAGGCUAAUGGUGUCCUGGAGAAAUCAACCACACGAAGAGGCAGCCCGACCCGCACCUGCCUCAGUGAGAAACUGGCAACCAGCCAGAGCCCCAAGGUUAAACCUUACAAAAAUGGAAAGAUCGACUUGGACACGUGCAAAAUGAAUGGCAAAAUGCAUCUGGAGUACGAUGCCCACUGGCGCUGGGUGCAGUCGCAAGAAGAUGUGACGUUUUUGUAAGGAUAAUCACAGAGAGGGACUAAAGCCACUAUUGAACACUCCCUCUGCAACAUCAAAAACCAGAUCACUGAAGAUUAAAAGAAGAGUGCACUGCUGUUGUGAAAGGCACAUAAUGGGGCUUUCCCCGGUGAAAGACACUGGGUAUGAGAGACAAUUACCUGUUUCUUCUUUUGUUCCCUCCUGUAACUGCACUAACUUCUUGUAAAACAUUGAUGUCAGUAUUAAGGGAUUUUGGACCAUAUAUAGCCAAACAGGGGUGCCUCACAAAAUCAACUUUAAAAUCCUGUGUCACAGAUUUUUCUCAGGGUCUUUUUAACAAUCCCUGAUAUUAUUUCAGUUUCUUUUCUUUUACGUUAUUUUCUUUUCCUGAAAAAUAAAGCACAGUGAGACGAUCUGCCAGAGAGCUGAAACAUGACUUCAGAUGGUUUGACACAAACUUUAUCGGAAAGUCAAAAUUAAAAUUUUGCCUUGACUUUGACUUUUUAAAAAUAAUCUAGAAACAAUAUUGCCACCAAUAUAUUCACUUUGAACCUUUACAAAAAAGAUAACUAGUUGUUAUUAGUUACUUUGUACAUUCAACUGAACAUUUUGUGGAUUCUGUAUGAAAGUAAUUCCCAACUUUUUAUCGUUGAUCCUCUUCAAAUGAAAAAUUAUUCAGCUAUGGUGAUAGUUUCUGGGUAAUAAGGUAAAUGUAGCUGUACAAGACGAUAAAAUAUGUACUCCUGGACUAGUUUGUAGAGGUAUUAGAGCAAAAGAUUUAAUGCAAUAUAUAGACAAAAGUAUCGGACCACAGAGUCUCUUAAUCCUUCAGGUGUUUCCAGUCUCAUUGCUCUAACUCUAUAACAUCAAGCACCUAACCAUGCAGUCUUCCUUUACAAACAUUUGUGAAAGAAUGAGUUGUUCUAAGGAAUUCAAGCGUGGUACUGUAACAGGAUACCACUGUACCACUGUUGCAACAUGAAAGUGUUUAGGAACCACAGCAACACAGCCUCAAGUGGUAGACCACAUAGAGUUACCAAGUGCUAAACAUGCACCUGGUAUAAAAGUCACCAACGCUCGUCUGACUCAGCAGCUGCAGAGUUUCAAACCUCCUGUAAUAUUAACAUCAGCACAACAUCUGUGUGACAGGAGCUUCAUGGCAUCAUUUCAAUGGCUGAGCUGCUCCCAGUGGUGUAAUGUGUGGGUGAGCCGGUACUUUUGCCCAUAUUGUGUAUAUUUCACAAAUCAAAAGCAAAUGUGUGACGAGAAAUAACCAAAAGCUUUGUGUAUUUAACUCUUUUGUUUCUUCUGAGCUCUUCAAAUUUACCUCAGGGCCCAUUUGAAGGGUCCUGACCCUGAGGUUGGGAAUACUACUGCACUCCACAAACAACAGCUUUUAUGAACCCCAGUGUACUGCAUUUAAGAUAGUAAUAGAGUCCGUUCUCACUCCUGAUGCGUAAUAUACUGACGAUUUGUCACGUCCCGAGGCGUUCCAUGGGAUGCGAAAGGUGACCUUCCGCAUUCCUAAGCUACUCGCCAGAUUGUGUAAGAAAUCGAAUAGAAUGACGCUCCCACGGUAACACGUUCCAGCGUCCUAACCUUAUCCCUAACCUUAACCACCACCUUAAUCAUGUUAGAUAGUGUUUUCCAAUGCAGCUUAAGCAAAGUAAACAUACAUAUGUAGAGUCAUUCCAGACGGUUCUCAUGUUUUCCGAACUCGUAAUACAGGAACGUGUUUGGUGGCCGAAAGUGUAAUAUACUGACGAUUUGUCACCUAGUGUAAAAUGUUACACUUUGGGAGUGAGAACGUGUUGAGUAGUAAUUGUGUAAAAUAAACCUCUCAUUGAAAUCCCAAAUAAAGUGUGUUAUAUUGAUCCUUGUUUACGGAUAAUAUAUCACUGGUCUUCCAGUGGUUAAUGACCACCUUAUUGUUUCAACAAAAACAUUGAAAAUAGGUAUGAUUUUCUCCCCAACUGUUUAUCCCGAAACACUUUCCUGAUCAGCACUAGAAAAUAUGUCAAACUUGCAGUAGAAGACGAAGCACUGAGACUUUAACACAUUAAAAAACAAAAAAAGUGCCAGUGAUAGCAUUUGUGUCUUUGUGAAGCUAAUCCCUUCAGUACGUUACCAAACAUGUGCACGAUUGUAUAGUCACUGAGUUGUAGUACAGCUACUCUGUGCACUGGUUACUAGUCGUGACUGGUUAUAGGCAAAUCUUGACUUUGGAUGAAAAUCUUUCUUCUGUUUUGACAAUUACGCUAACCUGUAUUAGUUUUCUUUAAAGAAAAUGUUGUGCCUGAUUGGUGUAAACCUUAACUACAUAUGCCUGUUUGUUCCCUGAGAUGACUGCACUGUUGUGAUGAUAAUCUUUUAUUAGUUUUCCCUCUCCGUGGGCUUUGCUUGCGUGUACAAAUGGCUAGACCAAAAGUCUGUGUGCUCUUCAGUAUCGACUGGUAAAUGUGUUAUGCUGGCUGGGUGGAUAUUGCUUGCCCUGUGCUGACAUCUUUAUUGGUUGAUUUGUGAGCAGUACGCGGAAGACUGAACACAAUCAGUGAAGAAAAGCAAUAUUUCCUGAAGGCUGUCUGCUGGCUUACAUAAGCAGCCUCUUCUCAGCAACCGAAAUUUAAUAAUAAUGUCUGAUCUCAAUAGAUGACAGCGCUACUGAAGACAAAUUGUUGUGCUCUUUGUUAUGUGCAUGUGCGAGAGAAAGACACAGCCGGCCUUCCAGGUAUGAAUAAGAAUAAAUGAGUCCCAAAGGAUCGCAGAUAUUUUCAGCUUACUCAUCACAAUGUAACUACAUCGCUCACCAGUCUGCAGUUAUUCAUGUUAAUGGUGCAGGGAUGGUGCAACACAUGUGGUAAAUGGAGGGGAACACAUUACAUAAUCUGUCCAGUUUCCUUCAGUGCCUGGAAGUGUUUGAAACUAUUAAAUAUGAGUGUUGAUAAAAUAUGAGCUUUGAUACUGGUUCCAAAACAAAUGGGCAUUUUUCAUACUUUCUGCACAUUUCAGCCAUCUUGGUUCCAUAACACCAUAACAUUACAUUUUUCUUUGAAACACCCAGAUGACUAUUCACGCAGCCAUCUUGUAUCUGAAUGGUCACAGUUUCUAUUUUCACAUGCCACAUAUGCAGUUUGGGGCUCAGAUACACCAGAGUUAGCUUCUCAUUUCACUAUUGCUAGCUAAUUAAGUUAAUUAAGUUUAUAAACAGGAUAAAAAAAAAUUUCUGCACUGACCAUAACACUAUGACUUACCUAUUUUGAAAAAAACAUCAAGUAAGGAGGGGUUUAAAAAAGCACAUAGGAAGCUAUGCACAGGCCUCAAGCCUGGUCAGCUCCUUGCAAUUCCUCUGGUAGUUAGCAGGCUCCUGCAGUUGCCCAUGGUUUGUAUGGAAGACAUAGACUGGUCUGCAGUUAGUUACUUAACCACCAGUGGUAGGGAAACCCUAAAAAGUGCCAUGGAGCCAGAAAACUGAGAAUGCUCACCUUCAAAAUAAAAGCUUUGCCUAUCGCUGAAACCAACAUGUGACAUUUGGUGCAACUUUUACUUUGAAGGUGAACAGUACUGUGUGUGUAGCACUCUUCAGUACUGCUCAGCAAGCAGCAAGUAAUUGCAGACAAGUUGGCAUUUCACAUGCAAAUUAGAGGUAACCAUGGCAGUCUGUGUGUGACCAAAGCAAUCGCAAGGUUUUAAAUCCAGCAGUAUUUGUCUCUUUGCAACCAAUUUAAAAGCAACAUCAAGCAACCUUGUGCAACCAUUUGUCAAACAGUCAGGCUAUAGACCUUAUAUUUUCAAUGACCCGAGGAACUGGCCGGCCUCUAGGCCUGCGUAAGUGCAAAUUUAGCAAUAAAUGUGACUAUGACUGCCAGCAACCAUUUCCAAUCAGUCAUAAAACACCCAUUUUUCUUGGUUGUCAGCAAGUGGUCUGUAGGCCUGUGUGACUUAGGCCUUGGAUAAUGUUGGCUGUAGAUGCUGAAGGCAAGAUUUCAUGACUGACAGUCAUAAGAUAAUAAUAAAGAGUAAACGUGCAAGUUGUGACCUGAGCUUUUGUACAUAACCUGCUGCCCUCAGUCAGUCAUUGUCACUUUAGCUAGAUAGGACAAGUUUGCUUUCUGGUAGAAGCUCUAUUUUCAUUGCCAUAAUUUAGGACAGACAGAUUCUACAUUAAUGAAAUGAUAUGUGAUAAAAAAGUCCAUCUGGCUCAAAUCCUGGAUACAAAAAUCUCCCAAGUGUACUAUUAGAAAAGAGAAUGUGAUGACUUGGCGUCAAUUACGUCCAUCCUAAUUUAAUCAUGUUCUUAAGACGUUAAACUCAACAGCUCCAUUUGUUUUAGCCACCAAAGUGUUUCCUCUCUCCUCCUGCUUUUCUUUUCAUCCUACUUUCCACCACCACACUGGUUUCAUGGAAAUGUUCAGUCAGUGCCAACACACAUCAUGCACACACAAUGCCUUCUCGCUGGAGACUGCACCAUACAGCCGGCACCACAGACGCAGUGACUGUAGGCUAGUCCUGGAGACUAGGGAGGAAAAGUAAGAUGAAGCUCAACCUUGAACUCUUGGAUGACUGUGAAGAUGUUAAAAAUCCCAGCUUUUUUAUCCCUAAAGCCAAGCAGAGCAUCUAUCCAUCUUAGGAUAGUUACUUCAGCCAUGGUAUAUCUUCCAACCACAAUAUAGACAUGAAGUCAUUUGAAACCAUUUCCCUUUUUAACAUGUGCUGGCUGUAAAGCAAUGCAGCAUGCCAAAAAAAUGUCUGCUCCGCCAGUUUGUGGUUUUCUUUCCAAAUUAGCGGAGGCAUAUGGAAAAAAAACUACAUUUAGUUCAGGGAAUGGGCCUGUAAAACACAUUAUAUGAAGCUAUAUUGUGUCUUUCUGAAGUUAUACUAUAUCCCCUAAUGGUUUAAUGUGUUUUCACUGGGCACAGUUGGAAAAUGGACACUGUUUUAAACCUCUCCUUGGCAGAGAGUGUUGACAGUUUAGGUGCCAGGAGGAGCUGCUUGUGGUCUGACUGUUUUUUAAAGUGAGAUGAUAACUUCUGUGUGCAUUAGCAACAAUGGAAGUGUUACUAAGUUCUGGAAAUCUUUUAAAAAUACUUUUAGUCUAGAAUGAGAGAAAUAUCCUCUUUCUUUCUAGAAUUUUUCAGAGGGUAUAAAGGUGAAGAUCGUAAAUCCUUCUCUUCUGCUCUCUCUCUGUCCAAGAUUUAUCAGAUGGCCGGUGCGCGACAUGUUUGCAUUGGCUUCAGGUGCUUUUGGCUUCAGAAUACCUCCUCUGGCUAUUCUGGGCGCAAGACAAACAGUGUGAUUACAUAGACGAACGGAUACCCACACGAACAUGGUUGCCAUGACAAUGAGGCCAAGCAGGCUUCAGCUCUAGUGGCUACAUAAAACAAUGUUUACUGCAGUGCCAGUAACAGCAUAGCAGUACAGUCUAAAUGAAAGCAGGUGAGAUGAAAUCUGUGAUCAAUGCAGACAGCAGACAUCCAAAUUAUUUGACCAUUAUAUGUAAGGUCAGUUCAUUAAAAAAAAAGUAUCAAAUAUAGUUAGUAACAAUGUCAAAGAUUUUUUAAAAUAUGACACUUUUUAAGUGAUUCUGUUUUAGAACUCAUUUUUAUUCCAGUCUGUCAAGUACCAGUGACAGACAACACGAGCAAAUGAAUGAUAUGUGACACAUCUAAUCAUUUUUGACAGCCCACUAUGUAUAUUAAACACAUAAAAUGCAAAACACAGAUCUAUCUCAUUGUGUCUAAAAAUUGUGAUCUGUGCUUCCCAGUGACAACCACAUCAAAGCCCCAAAGUCCAUUUUUUAAAGCAGAGAGCAGAACUAUUAGUGUCCUCAAGAGGCAGAAAUAAAAUUCAGUAUCACCCAUUCGUUGCUCUUCUACUACUUUAAAAAUGAUAAGAAUUCUGCAUUUUGGGGGGGAAUGCUGCAGAGGAAAUCGCUCAUUUCUUCUUCUUUUUUUGACACUUCCUACUUUAACCUCAGUAUAAAGCUCAGCUAUCCUCUCUUUCAGCCACCUAAAAUGGUCCCAAGAGCCCUUUUUGCUGCCAUUUUGUACCCAUUUUUUGAAAAAUUAGAAGGCAGACUGGUGUGUCUCUCUGGAGGCAGAGUCGGGGGAUAAACAGAGAGCCUAGUGCACAGCAUGCAGCUAAAAGGAAGCUUCCACUCCCAGAGUCCUGCUGUUUUCUUCCUUCCUCUUAUGCAUACACAACACCCAAGCACAAUUUAUCCUGGGACUGAUAUGGGUCUCUAGAUAGCUGACAGCAUUUCCUUCUUUUAAAGUUCUUUUAUAUUUUAUUCUCAUGUUUGUGUGUGUUUUGUUCACAUCUCAGAGUGUUCAAAGUAAAUGGAAGUGAACCGAAUCAAACUCUACUGGGUGCAUGCUGGGUGCUGACCCAGGUCCAAAACCUAACUUAGGCUAAACAAAACUUAGAGGAUUGAAAGACAAAAGCCAGAGAGACUGACUGCAGUUCACCGGAUCAGCUGAAUCAAUACAGUUAAGCUUUAUUAUGUUAUGCAAUAUGCCUUCUAGAAAAAAUGUUUGUCUUUUUUUCCUUGUAAAGUCAAAAUGUUCAAAAAUUAAUAGAUUAUGUUCAUUGAUGUGGGGAUAUAUAUUAUGAAGUAUGUAAAUUAUAUG